AAAUAUUGUAUUAUUAAUUUUUCAUAUAUAUAGUCAUAUUAUCUUUCAAGACUGAGCGCUCGAAUUGCCUGUUUUUUCCUGUGGCAGCUAAGUAUGUGUACAGGGGGAGAGGCAUUCUUGUGGUUGAUAAAAUGCUAAGCUCCACACCUCUGCUCUGCCUCCACCAGCUGCACCAAAGCCCUGUGUGAUGUGGAGCGGGACGCCUGCAUACUAAUGGGGCCCGAACAGGGUGCUUCUCAGGCAGACUAAUGCAGGAGGAGCAGCGUGCCUCUCAGGUAGGCCAAUGCAGAAGGAGCAGCGUGCCUCUCAGAGUUGUCUUGAAAGCACCAUAAAUCCAGAGAAUGCCAGACUUUGAUGAGAAAAUUAGCCAAUGAAGGACCGCCGCGCCUCCUUCCUGUUCAAGUGAGCACAGCACAAGACUUAUUCAGCAGAAUUGUGAGAAGAGAGAAAAACACAUGAGUGGAGGAAGAGGACAACCCUGAACAUCCCCUGGCCCCCUUCUGAAACGCACACACACUUGCAAUCAUUGCGGACUGCUCGCACUCUCACACUAACUGUGGAUGGACUGCAGCUCUAGAAAAAACCCACUAUAAGCAGGGAGGACACUGAUGCCCAUGACCCCACACCUAUCUUCCAGGCUGUCCUCGGGAAUCCUGCCUCUCCUCUAAGUUCAGUGUGACCAGACAGAGAGCAGACAACAUGGCUCCAAGCCCCCUCCUCUGGCCCCCGCUGGCAUGGCUGUGUGUGGGGCUGCUGUUGCCCCUGGUGCAGGGCGGGGAGUGCCCGCGGCUGUGUGUGUGUGAGGUGCGCCCCUGGUUCACCCCCCAGUCCACCUACAGGGAGGCGGCCACGGUGGACUGCAACGACUUGCGGCUGACACACAUCCCCUCCAACCUGUCUUCUGACACCCAGGUGCUGCUGCUCCAGAGCAACUCCAUCGCCCACACCAGCGGGGAGCUAGAGGCCCUGUUCAACCUGACGGAGCUGGACCUGUCCCAGAACAACUUCAGCACAAUGGAGGCUGUGGGCCUGGCCAACAUGAACCAGCUUACCACCCUUCACCUGGAGGAGAACCAGAUUAGCCAGCUGCCUGACCACUGCCUGCAGGACCUCAGCAACCUACAGGAACUCUACAUCAACCACAACCAGAUCAGCACCAUCGCCCCCGGGGCUUUCUCCGGUCUGCAUAGCCUGCUGCGCCUCCACCUCAACUCCAACAGGCUCCGGGUUAUCGACAACCGCUGGUUCGAGGCAACGCCCAACCUGGAGAUCCUGAUGAUCGGAGAGAAUCCUGUCAUUGGCAUCCUGGACAUGAACUUCAAGCCACUGGGGAGCCUGAGGAGCCUGGUCCUGGCCUGCAUGGACCUCACCGACAUUCCUGGGAAUGCUCUGGUGGGCCUGGAUAACCUGGAGAGCCUAUCCUUCUACGACAACAAGCUGGUCCGGGUGCCCCAGCUGGCCCUGCAGAAAGUGCCCAACCUGAAAUUCCUAGACCUGAACAAGAACCCAGUGCACAAGAUCCAUGAGGGAGACUUCAGGAACAUGCUGCGUCUGAAGGAGCUUGGUAUCAACAACAUGGCUGACCUGGUAUCCAUCGACUCUUACGCCCUGGACAACCUGCCUGAGCUGACCAAGCUGGAGGCCACUAACAACCCCAAGUUGUCCUACGUGCACCGGACGGCCUUCAGGGACGUGUCCUCCCUGGAGAGCCUGAUGCUAAACAACAAUGCCCUCAACUCUGUCUACCAGCACACCGUUGAGGCGCUGCCCAACCUCCGCGAGAUCAGCCUGCACAGCAACCCACUACGUUGCGACUGUGUCAUCCAGUGGAUGAGCUCCAACAGGACCAGCGUGCGCUUCAUGGAGCCCCUGGCUAUGCUGUGUACCUCGCCGCCCGAGCUCCGGGGCCAGCGGGUCAGAGAGGUGAAGCUGCCGGACUCCCCAGAGCAGUGCCUGCCUUUCAUCUCCCACGACACCUUCCCCAGCCACCUGAGCCUUGAGCUGGGCAUGAGUGUCAGCCUGGACUGCAGGGCUAUUGCUGAGCCCGAGCCAGAGAUAUACUGGGUGUCUCCUAUGGGGAGCAAGAUAACAGUGGACACGGUGUCGGAGCGGUACCACCUGAGCAGUGAGGGCACCCUGCAACUGUCCCACGUCCAGGUGGAGGACUCCGGUCGCUACACCUGCAUAGCCCAGAACACAGAGGGCGCCGACACACGCGUCACCACCAUCCGCGUCAAUGGCACCCUGCUGGACAGUGCCGAGGUGAUGAAGAUCUACGUCAAGCAGACCGAGUCCCACUCCAUUCUGGUCUCCUGGAAGAUCAACUCCAACGUCAUGACCUCCAACCUCAAGUGGGCAUCGGCCACCAUGAAGAUUGACAACCCCCACAUCACCUACACUGCACGCGUGCCCGUCGACGUGCACGAGUACAACCUGACCCACCUGCAGCCGGCCACCGAGUACGAGGUGUGCCUCACUGUUUCCAACAUUCACCUGCAGACCCACAAGUCGUGCGUCAACGUGACCACGCGCAGCGUCACCUUCACCCUGGACGUGUUGGACCAGAGACCUAGUGCCGCCCUGUUAGCCGUCAUGGCCACCAUGCUGGCCUUCCUCAGCCUGACUACUGUGGGGGUGUAUGUGGCCCGGCGCUGGAAGAGGAAGAACUACCACCACUCCCUGAAGAAGUACAUGCAGAAGACCUCCUCCAUCCCCCUCAAUGAGCUCUACCCGCCCCUCAUCAACCUAUGGGAGGCAGACAGUGAGAAGGACAAGGAGGGCGGUACAGAGAGCAAGCCCUCCCCCGUGGACACCACACGCAGCUACUACAUGUGGUGAAGCAGGCCUGGCCCAGGCCACCCCUCCACCAGCACACACAGACACACUUUUGCCAUUUUGGUGCAAAAGUCAUAUAAAAGUCAUAAAAGAUUUGUUUUUGUAUUUUUCUGCUUUGCUAACACAUGGCAGAGUGAUAAAGGACAGGAUUUUUAUUACUAUAGCGUAUCGCCUUUGUUUGACUCUCUCUUUUUCUCUUUUAUCGUUUGGACUAUUCCAAGAUGGCAGCUGUGUCUAGCUUCCGGAUUGUCUUAGUUGCUGCAUUUUAUUUCUGUGAUGCGUUUUUGAUAGCACAGCUUUUUGUCUUGUUGCUGAUGCAGCAACAGGUACUAUUAGUCUAGGUAAAGGUUCCCCUGGCAAUGUUAGGGAUUGCAGUGCUUAUUCUCUCCUUUUGUAAAUCAGGUCAUCUGUUGUGCACUGAAAUGUAAAUGAGUUUGUAUGGACUUCAAUUAAAAGCUGACCAAGGGGAUUAGACUUCGUAUACUGUCUACUGAAUAACUCUAGCGAUUCUACGGUAAUGUUGAAUCAACUAUCAUUUUAAACUUGUUUUUGUAAUUAGUUUGCUGAUAAAUGUGCUGUAAAACUAGAAAUGUGAAUGUUUGAUAACAUAACUAGGUACAGUAGUAGCUUUUUUCAUUUACUCUUCAAUUAUUUAUUUCUUAUUUGCUCAAAUCUGUUGCUGAACACUUACAUUUGUUGUGAUUUUAACAUGCAAAAUGUUGUAUAUGAGGAAGAAGUUUAAAUAAAUGACAUUUUUGUUUUUUUAAUAUAAAUGUCUCUCAAUCA
Molecule: messenger RNA, 3621 nt
Organism: Oncorhynchus mykiss (rainbow trout)
Lineage: Eukaryota; Metazoa; Chordata; Actinopteri; Salmoniformes; Salmonidae
Source: RefSeq, a predicted model, not a curated record